AUGGCUUUCUUGAUUAUUAGUGUAGGUUUGAAUGCGUUUGUGACCAAAAGUGAUGGGUGGGAAAAUGCACAUGCGACAUUCUACGGUGAUAUGAGUGGUGGUGAAACCAUGCAAGGAGCUUGUGGAUACGGCAAUCUGAUACAGCAAGGAUAUGGCUUAGAGACAACAGCUCUAAGCACAACACUCUUUAAUGACGGCCUCACUUGUGGUGCUUGUUAUGAAAUCAAGUGUGACAAGGCCACAUCACAAUGGUGCCUUGAUGGCACAGUCCAUGUAACAGCCACCAACUUCUGCCCACCAAAUUACGACAAGCCUGAUGGGAACUGGUGCAACCCUCCAUUGAAGCACUUUGAUCUCUCGCAGCCUAUGUUCAUCAAGAUCGCUCAGUAUAAGGCUGGCAUUGUUCCGGUUCUUUACCGGCGCGUCCCGUGCGUCAGGACCGGAGGCUUAAAGUUCGAGAUAAAGGGAAAUCCUUACUGGGUAUUGGUGUUCUUGUACAAUGUUGCCGGUGCCGGAGACAUUAAAAAUGUGAAGAUUAAGGGUUCGAACACAGAUUGGAUACAAAUGUCACGAAAUUGGGGCCAAAACUGGCAAACUAAUACACAAUUGUUAGGACAAAGCUUGUCAUUCCAAGUGACUACUAGUGAUGGUAAAACGGUGCAAUCUGAUAAUGUUGCACCAAGUGGUUGGAAUUUUGGACAAACCUUUGAAGGGAAGCAGUUCUAA
This is a messenger RNA of Macadamia integrifolia, 726 nucleotides long. Its product is annotated as expansin-A25-like. The record is from RefSeq and is a predicted model, not a curated record. NCBI's taxonomy places the organism in Eukaryota, Viridiplantae, Streptophyta, Magnoliopsida, Proteales, Proteaceae. Gene Ontology annotation, biological process: plant-type cell wall organization. The transcript has 2 exons. The coding region runs from base 1 to 726 and encodes 241 amino acids. Gene Ontology annotation, cellular component: extracellular region.